Neolamprologus brichardi is the source of this 5856-nucleotide messenger RNA. RefSeq names its product dual specificity protein phosphatase 7-like. Gene Ontology annotation, molecular function: MAP kinase tyrosine/serine/threonine phosphatase activity; protein tyrosine/threonine phosphatase activity; MAP kinase tyrosine phosphatase activity. Gene Ontology annotation, cellular component: cytosol; cytoplasm. NCBI's taxonomy places the organism in Eukaryota, Metazoa, Chordata, Actinopteri, Cichliformes, Cichlidae. The record is from RefSeq and is a predicted model, not a curated record. Gene Ontology annotation, biological process: negative regulation of MAPK cascade; peptidyl-tyrosine dephosphorylation.
UUAACGCAUCCAGUGGAAAUGACAAACCAGAGGCGCUCCACGGGCCAAGCAUGUCCAGUAAUAACAAUAAGCAUGGGCUUUAGCAUCAUCGGCUCAUCCGGCUCUCACAUCCCGAGAGAGUAACGAGGCUCAUUUGGGCCGUUUCGUCGCUCUGCGGACGCGUCAAAGUUGGAGCGAGCUCACCGAAUGGACGGUCGAUGGACUGGAGUCAAAUCUCCGCUUCAAUCGGACUGAAGGAAGGAGGGAAAGAAACCUCUGCAUGUUCAAGUUUCCUGCUCCCACCGGAGGGGCAUCGCUGCGUGUGUGUUGGAUGUGUGUGCGCGCGUGUGGAAGUGUGUGUUGGGUGCGUUGCGCCCUCAGGAACAGCGGCAGGAGCAGCGGUGGCGUUGGUGGUGGUGGCCGCGGGAAGGGAAGUUUAGCGCCGUGAUUUUUUUCUUUUUUUUUUUCUUUUCCUUUCCUCUGUUCUGUUGUGUUGUUCUCAUGUCACAGCAGGCGACGGGAGGAUUAACGUUUCACUGAUGAGAAUUAAUCACUCGUGGGGAUGCUCUGUGAUCGUGACUAUGACGAUGAUGUCGAGUAAGAGCGUGGAGUGGCUGCAGGAGGAGCUGGAGUCCGGGGCCAGCUCUCUGCUGUUGCUGGACUGCAGACCCCAUGAGCUGUACGAGUCCUCGCACAUCGAGUCGGCCAUCAACCUGGCCAUCCCGGGCCUUAUGCUCCGGAGGCUGAAAAAGGGGAACCUCCCCAUUCGCUCCAUCAUCCCCAACAACGAGGACAAGGAGAAAUUUGUAAAGAGGUGCAAGACGGACGUGGUGGUGCUGUACGACGAGGCGACCUCGGAGCGGCAGGAGUCCGGGCUGGGAAGCUCCGUGCUUGGGCUGCUCCUGCAGAAGCUCCGGGACGACGGGUGCAAGGCUUUUUAUCUAGAGGGUGGCUUCAACAAGUUCCAGUCAGAGUACCCAGAGCACUGCGAGACCAAUUUGGACUGCUCCUGUCCCAGCAGCUCCCCACCAGCCUCCGUCCUCGGUCUCGGAGGGCUCCGCAUCAGCUCAGACUGCUCAGAUGGGGAAUCGGACCGCGAGCCGGGCAGCGCCACAGAAUCGGAGGGCAGUCCGCUCCCCAACAACCAGCCAGCGUUCCCCGUCCAGAUCCUGCCCUACCUUUACCUGGGCUGUGCCAAAGACUCCGCCAACCUGGAUGUGCUCAGCAAGUACAAUAUCAAGUACAUCCUGAACGUGACGCCCAACCUGCCCAACAUGUUUGAACACGAAGGGGACUUCAAGUACAAACAGAUUCCCAUCUCCGAUCACUGGAGCCAAAACCUCUCUCAGUUUUUCCCUGAGGCCAUUUCUUUCAUAGACGAGGCGCGCUCCAAAAAGUGUGGCAUACUGGUCCACUGCCUGGCCGGGAUCAGCCGCUCCGUCACCGUCACCGUGGCUUACCUGAUGCAGAAGCUCAACCUGUCGCUCAAUGACGCCUACGACUUUGUGAAGCGGAAAAAGUCAAACAUUUCCCCGAACUUCAACUUCAUGGGCCAACUCCUUGACUUUGAGCGGACGCUAGGUCUCAACAGCCCCUGCGACAACCACUCAAACUCGCCGACGCACGACCAGCUCUUCUUCACCACCCCGACCAAUCACAACGUGUUUCAACUGGACACCCUAGAAUCCACAUGAAAACGAGAGUCUCAGUUUCAUGUGGAUCGCCCCCAUUGCAACUUACGAGGAUUUGGGGUGGGGGACAUGGUGGUAUGGUUACCAUGUCAGCAAGUGGCUGCACUGCAGGAGAGCAGCCAGUUUUAAUGAAUGUUUUAGCCUCUUGAGGCUCGUUGUCUGAGAUCCUGACCACGGAGCAGCGUUGACGUGACAGGAGGAGUCACGGAUGCCACGUUAAAGGGUUUUGGGGGGGGGGGUUUUCAACCCAGAGAAGGAUGCUGUGGGUUAACAAAGCCGUUCUCCCUUAUCAGCUUGUAAACGAAGAACAAGGGAGGUUUAACUUGACUGAGAAACUAAAUGAUUGCAGCAGGACAGAAAGCUUAAUACAAAGAUAGGAACACGGAAAAUCUUUAGCGCUUGAUUUAUAAGAUGACUGCAUCCUCCUUGUCUCGGCUCUCGAGCCGAGGUGACUGGUGCCAAGUGGAAAAGCUGGGAUUUACUCAUAGGAAAUCUCACUCUACUGAAUGUAGAGUUUUUAAAAACCAAGGAAUUAACUCUCUCACACACACACAAUAUAAACACAGUAUGUAUGUUUGUACUGUAUGUAUGUUAACGUACAUAGCAGAAAAAGUCCUUAACAAAUUCAGUAUGUCUAUAUGCAUUUUUGUAUAUUUUCUAUGUACAUUUACGCACAGAUCUAUACCUUAUAUAUAUAAAUAUAUUUAUCUCAAGCCAUAUAAAUAAUGGCUUAAGAGAUUGUAAAAUUAAAGUGGAAUGGGUUUUUAGAUGGGUUUUUUUCUUUAAGUUUUGUUUUUUCUUAAGGUUUAUGACCUAAUGCAGUUUGCACAGUGGUGUAGCCAUUGACUUUGUUGGCCUGUGCUGGAAGCAGUCAGAUAAAGAGACAUUCAGAGAAGAGGAGCGGAGAGGUCAGUCCCAGGCUGCGACGAGUCCUGACAGCUGCACGGCUCAGCGGGGAGGGAGCAAAAACUGGGCCCUGAGCAGAGGAGCAGGGAUAGGGGUUAAAACAAGCAGCAGGCUGGAAGUAGGGCACGGGGUUAGGAAUUGAUUCACGGCUGGAGAUGGGAGAAAUUACUCCUGCGUGUUUGACACUUGGCCAACUGUUUUCGAGCGCAUUUCCCAGUUCCUUCCUCCCCUAUAUGACUGUUCAUCCAGUUGUUUCAGUCAGCUGUUCUGAAGAUUUUAAUCAUUUGUUUCGUUUCGGUCAAAAAGUCGGUUUCGGUCAAAGUUCCUCAGUUAUUGAUUUCAUCAACACAGUUGUUCCACCAGCACGUUUUGCCAAAAAGGGUUACUAGAGGUUACGGAUCGGGGACAGGAAGUCAGUAUUAAUAUUUCUGGGUCACUGAGGUACUUUUUGGGCAGAUCAAAUGUAUAACCUGCACCCCAAAGUUUUGUUGGCCUAUGUUAGCUUCUUGUGUGUUUCAGGACCGAGGGUGGGGGGCUUUACCUUGGUCUCUGUGUUUGGAUUCUGGUCUGGUUGACUGGGACUGGCUUCCGCUAGACUUCACUUACUUCAGCAGUUUCACGUCCCUUAACAGCGUUGGAAGAAAUUGAGAGGAAAGGUCUUUCUAACAACUAAAAAAAGAAGGGAUCACUCGUUUUGUCAAAGAAAGCUUUGUCUGAGUUGAUUCACCCUUAAGCCUUGGGUAUAUUAUUAUAUGAAAGCUAUAUUAAACACAAAUGAAUAUUAAACAGAUCUUUAUUAUUUUGUAUACCAGAGCAUGCUGUGGUGCCGUAUGCUCUCUAACAGUAGACUCAACCACAGGCUGGACGUUGCUUUACCAGGUGGAAAGACAAAUAAUGAGGACUGUUUUAUUUAACUGCUGUUGCUGCUGAACGCAGCGGCGCACAGCAUGUAGUCAAAGCGUUUUCUGAGACAGCGUCCACAUCUGUAGCGCUUCAGCAAACCCGCGGUGAUUUUUGAGAAAGACUCCAAACAACACCACGCUAAUUGGACUUCUAGGUACACUGGGCCUCAUGAAAGAACAUUUUCUUCUUCGUCUUCUUAGUGCGCGAACGUGUUAUAAUUGCACAGCUGAGCCUUGUGAACACCACUUGUUAAUCAGAAAGUCUGCUCCUUAAAGUUGAAACACCCAAAGUUUACUUUUCUGUUCCAGCUUUCAUGCUCAAAUAUGUUCCUAGCAGAGGGUCACGCUGCGGAGAUUAAAGUCUUGCUGUCGGAAAUCAGCAGACAAAAAAAACAACAAAUAUAGCAAUGUCCGUAAUUACAAUCCCUGAGAAAAAAGAAGAGAAAUAACCCGCUAUUUGCAGCUGUAAUCAGAGAGCUGUAUGCUCCCAAAAAAACAAAAACACCCUGCUAAAGCAAAGCAGUCCAGGUGGUGUUCUGUGCCAGGUGUAACAGGGGAUAUGUUUAGCUUGACAGGGACCAGUAUAAAGAUGCUGAGGCAGCUGUUGUUAGGAAACAGUGACCCCAAAAAGCUGGAGGUCAUGUUCACAGUUUGCUCAUGUAUUGAACAGAAGUCUGAUUUUACAAAAUUGGAAAUGUUGUGAAACCUCACAAUCUGCAAACUGGUUGUUUUUCGUAUACUAGUGAAUAUGAAAAGAUGAAUACCAAGGAGAUAUGUGACCAGCUUUAGGGCUAAGUGGUAGAUGCUGAGGUUUGCUAUCGAUAGAGCACGCUGUCGGGUUAGAGUUAGAGAUCUCCUCAUACAAGCGGUUUUUGCACGAGGUCCAGUGUUCACAGCAAACUGCGGAAAUUAGUAUUCAAAGUCGGGAUGUGGACGUUUGUCUGAACAGAAACCACGAACGGGGUUUUCUGCGAGCACAGCGGGGGAAUCUGAAGAGGGUUGGUUUUAGCUGGCCUUAUAUAAUCUUUCUAACUUGUUUCUAAUGCUGACUGUUCAAUACUCUUUGUAUCUCACUUUGGAAAAAAAAACAUUGUGUGGAGAGAAGAAGAAAAAGUUUGUUAUCUGUUAUUGGAAUAAGAGCACGGUAAUAACAGGCUACAAGCUGUUUUUUUGCCGUAACGGGUCACACGAGGUCCUCUUUGUUACUCUGCAAUAUAUCAAAACACCUUUUUUUGCAGUAUUUUGUAGAUCCAAGACCUCAACAUUUUUAAAUUCUCUUCUUUUUGUACUAUAUCUAUUCUAUAUAAUUCCACAAGAUCCAGCUCGAUUUAUGGCUUAUGGACUGAAGUAACAUUUCUCCUGGGGUGUACAAAAUAUAGGGCCAGUGUGUCCAGUACAAACCUGAAAGACUUGCAGAUUUAAAGACACACACAUAUACACAGACUGCUCCACACAGACAGAGCUGUGGUUCAGCAUGCCAGUUAUGUUUCAUAAUAGGCCCUUACGCCAACCUGGCUUGAAUAAUUACGGUGAUUAAGGUGUUUUUCCUUCUUGGUUUUGAUAUAAUGUGCUCUAUGCUAUUCCUGUGGCCUUUCAAUAUGAAUAUACUUUAUAUAUAUAUGAGUUUAUAUGCAAAAGUUCCUCUCCUGGUAUAGCAUCAGAGAUGAGAAUACUACCACCAUGCUUGAAUGGACUUUCCUUGUCUGGAGUCAUAUCCCACAUACAAUAGGAAAAACACAGAGGACUUGAUCACUUGCACCCUGGGAUUGAAAUAUAUUUCAGAACAGAGCUUUUCUAUUUAAAAAGAAACAAUUGACUUCAAGCUGCUUUCUUGUGAUUUUUUUUUUUCUUUCUUUCUUUCGCGUGCGUGCGUGUGUCUUUGUAACAAUGAAAGAGAAAUUAAGUGUUUUUCUCUGUUUGUAAAUUUGCCAGAUCACGGGAACGGCCGUUUCUGUGUCCUUAAACUUGUAGCUACAUCUUGGUGAAAUUGUGCUCUGGAGAGAAAGGUGUGAAUGAGCGAGAGGAGGCGAGGAGCGAGGCGUGAAAUACAAAGCGAAAGAAAAAGUGAAUGAUUUAAAAAUGUUACCUCAGUGAGGAAAUUUUCAGGGAUUUUUUUGACAAUGCAUCUUGCAUCGUGUUACAGCUUCAAAGUCACGUUGAAUAGCUGUUUUGUAUUGUGCUGUAAACAGGUUUUUUUGGUUUUUUUUAAAAGAUGCAAUCUGUCUGUGUAUAAAAAGAAGGGGCGUGUUAACUGGGGCAGUUUCACCUUUCUGUCUACUGAAGGUAAUGCGAUUGACCCUAUGUAUUGUACAGUAUAUUGAAUCAACACAAGACAUGUUUAUACCGCAAAUAAAUAUUGAAAUAUUUUUUUUCUUUAA